CCGACAGCGCCGAGCGCACACACACACCUGCGCGCGCGAUACCGCGACGAUGCUACUUCGUGCGCGUCGCUCGUGAUUCUGCCGUGUGCCAGUGCCGAGUGCCUCAACAGGAUGCUGCGUGGGCGCCUUGUCGCCGCCCUACUGCUCGUCGCUGCCCAACGCGCUUGCCUCGGCGCGCCGACGCCGGACGGCGAGCCGCUGCCGCGGCUGGAGCCGGAGGCGCACCCCAUGGACGACCUGCUGCCCGGCGACGGUGAGAGCGCCAGCAGCGCCGCCCCGGGGGCGGCGCUGGGCCCGGGCGCCGGGCCGCUGGUCUUCGCGGACGCGCCGCGGCACGUGGACGCCGAGCCGGGCGCCUCGGUGCUGCUCGCCUGCCGCACCGCCGAGCCCGUGCUGGAGUGCCGCUGGUCCUGGCAGCCGCUGCCGCCCAGCCAGCGUGAGUAUGCCCGCCCCCGCCGCGUCCGAUCGGCCACGUCCAGCCCUUCUGCCCGAGCAGCGGCCGAGGACGCGCUGACGGCCCCGACGACCAUCUCCGCCGGUGGCGGCUCGCUGCCCGUGCGCACCUUCCCGGCCUUCGGCGACGCCGGCAACGACUGCUCGGUGCGCUUCUCGAGCGCCAGGUACGAGCAGGCCGGCUACUGGAGCUGCGCCGCCCGGCGCCGCGGCGACGCCGACUUCAGCAGCGCCGCGCCCGCCAGGCUCGGCAUCGCACCCGUCGGCAGCGUUGCGCCCAUAGGCUUCGCCGAGCAGCCCUGGGCGAUCGAGACGCCGGCCGGCGCGGGAGCGCGCCUGCCCUGCCGCACGCUGUCGCCGGUGCGCGAGUGCCAGUGGUCGUGGCGCCGACUGAACCAGUCGCAGCCGUGGGACGCGGAGCUGCGUCAGUUCCCGGCGGACGGCGACGCGCCGCGCAGCUGCGACCUGGCGCUCGCCGCGGUGCGCGCCGAGCACGAGGGCCUCUGGACCUGCGGCGCCCGGCUGGCCGCCGGCGCGCCCUUCGCCCAGAGCUCGCCCGUGCGGCUGCUCCUCUCCGAAGUUGAGUUUGUGCAGCUGUCGCGCGGCAUCCAGACCAGCGCCGGCGAGACGCUGCUGCUGCGCUGCCUCGCCAACAAGCCCGUCUUCGAGUGCCAGUGGACCUGGCGGCCGAGCAACGCCAGCGCCAACGCCACGCUGCUGCGCCGCUUCGCGCCCGGCCGCGCGGCCGAGCACGACUGCUCGGCGCGCUUCCGCAACGUGCUGCGCGGCGAGCAGGGCCUCUGGACCUGCGGCGUGCGCCUCACGCCCGGCGGCAUCCUGCACGAGGCGCCGCCCACCAGCGUGGGCCUGCUGCCCUCGGGCCGGCUCAGCUUCACCGAGGCGCCCGAGAGCACGGCCGCGGCGCUCGGCGGCGCCGCCACGCUGCGCUGCGCCACCAGCGCGCGCGUCGAGCGCUGCGCCUGGGCCUGGCGGCCGCUGGCCGGCGCGCCCGACGCGCGGCCCACCACGCUGCACGAGUUCCCGAGCCACGGCGAGCUGGGCCGCAACUGCAGCCUGCGGCUCGCGAGCCUGAGCCGCGAGGCGCAGGGCUACUGGACCUGCCGCGUGUUCGCGCCCGGCCAGGCGGCCGCGCUGGCGCCCGCGCCCGCCAAGCUCACCGUCUACGAGCGGGGCGAGGUGGGCUUCUCCGAGCUGUCGCAGGACAUCCAGGUGUCGUCGGGCGGCACGGUGGGGCUGCGCUGCGUCGCGCUGGCGCGCGUCGAGCAGUGCCGCUGGUCGCUGACGCCCGACGCCUCGGCCAACACCACCGUGGUCGUGAAGCAGUUCGCGCCGGCCGGACCCGAGGCGCGCGACUGCAGCGUCAAGCUGUCGCACGCGCUGCGCGAGCAGGAGGGCCUCUGGACCUGCGGCGCCCGGCUGCACGCCCGCCAGAACUACACGGAUGCGCCGCCCGCCCGACUCAGCCUCAUCGAGCCAGAACCGAUCUCGGUGACGGUAUGGGCUGUGCUCCAUCAAAUGGUCAACCUUGCCUGUAAAACUGGACUCACCGCUCACGAGACGCAGUGCUUUUGGAGGCACGGCGAACACUUGAAACUGCCCGAGCCAGCGAGAAAUCUCAGCGGCAUCAGCAGGAAAAUCAAAUACACGAUAUCGAUGAAUCGUUCGACUGGAGUUUGCAGUCUGCAAUUCACACCGACCGACAGCAAAGAUUUUGGCGAGUGGAUCUGCGAUUUUAUCGUCGACGACGAGCAUGUUACUGCGGAACUCGGCAGUGCUUCAAUCUUACUUAUCGAUAAUUCACCAGAUCAACAGUUAGGCUGGCUAGUAGGCGCAAUCACCUCGACAGUACUUUUCUUAUUGAUAAUCGUGGUGGUUGUAGUAGUCUGCAAAGCGCGGCUGUGCACUCGCAAGAUCCCCACCUUCCUGGAAACUCUUCCACCGGCGCAAGUAUCACACGGCAACAGAGUACUUGGUAACCAGAACGCAUCGAAGAUCGACUUGAGCUAUUCCAAUCCGAAUUUCCUCGCGUCGCCUGUGAAUAUCAGCAGUGUAUUGCCAAAUAGAAGUCCUCAUUUGUACGACAAGGUUGGCAAAAGAGAAGCACCCAAGACUCACGAGAACAUCAAUAAGUCGUAGGCUAUGUCACUUUUCUUUACUGAAAAAAUCAAUUGUUAGAUCAUUUGUCGCGGGCCUCUGUGUAGUAUUACGCUAAUAUGUUAUGCAAAAGUGGAUCAAAACAAGAUUGACAAUUAGGCUUAUUCCAACAAGCUUUUUCCGUUAGAAGUGAUACCUAUAGAGAAAUACAUGUUUUAGAGAGUAUUUAUGCAUAUAACUAAAUCUUGAUAUUAUUUUACACCUUCAGAACAAGACUGACUAAUUGUUGUGUUAAUCAAUGUUUUAUCAAUGGGCAUGUGAAUAAAACUUGUGAUUGUCCUAAGGGUGUAAUAUAUUUCUUUAUUUUAAAUAUCUGCAUCUGUUAUUUUUAAUAGAACUGUUAAAGUUAUUAGAUAUUUAUACAAUAUUCUAUUAACAAAUAAAAAAGCAAAUUUAUAAAAUAAU
Phymastichus coffea is the source of this 3033-nucleotide messenger RNA. RefSeq lists its product as uncharacterized. The transcript has 8 exons. The record is from RefSeq and is a predicted model, not a curated record. NCBI's taxonomy places the organism in Eukaryota, Metazoa, Arthropoda, Insecta, Hymenoptera, Eulophidae. The coding region runs from base 112 to 2610 and encodes 832 amino acids.